GAUGAAGAUGCUGGUGAGAAAGACUAAUCUGACAGCAGUAAUCCCGCAGUGGGGGGCWGCUGCUGCYGCUGCGCGCGCGCUCAUGUGUGAGUCUGCUGCCGCUGAGGGUCCGGUACCGUGACGGUGAGGAGGAUGAUCCGGCUGACUGGACUCACCUGUGGACCCGAACCGUCAGGAUGCCUCACCUGAGCCGAGCUCUGCUCCUGCUGCUCUGCCUGCUCCUCACCGGGGAGGCCCGCAAACACCGACACCGGGUGCGCAGAUGGACCGGAACCGUGGAGAGCCAGAAGCACGGAACGUCCGGCCAUCCCUGUCGGAGUGGACGUUCAGGUGGAGAGCUUGGACAGCAUUUCUGAGGUGGACAUGGACUUCACCAUGACUCUGUACCUGAGGCACUACUGGAAGGACGAGCGCCUGUCGUUCAGCAGCAGCACCAACAAGAGCAUGACGUUCGACGGGCGCCUGGUGAAGAAGAUCUGGGUCCCCGACGUCUUCUUCGUUCACUCCAAGAGGUCCUUCAUCCACGACACGACCACCGACAACAUCAUGCUGCGAGUUUACCCAGACGGACACGUGCUCUACAGUCUGAGGGUGACGGUGACGGCAGCCUGCAACAUGGACUUCAGCCGGUUCCCUCUGGACUCUCAGACCUGCUCGCUGGAGCUGGAGAGCUACGCCUACACGGACGAGGACCUGAUGCUGUACUGGAAGAGCGGAGACGAGUCUCUCAGCACCGACGACAGAAUCUCGUUGUCUCAGUUUCUGAUCCAGAAGUUCCACACCACGUCUCGUCUGGCCUUCUACAGCAGCACAGGCUGGUACAAUCGGCUCUACAUAAACUUCACGCUGCGGCGCCACAUCUUCUUCUUCCUGCUGCAGACGUAUUUUCCCGCCACGCUGAUGGUGAUGCUGUCGUGGGUGUCGUUCUGGAUCGACCGGCGGGCCGUACCUGCCAGGGUCUCUUUAGGUAUMACCACCGUGCUGACCAUGUCCACCAUCAUCACCGGGGUCAACGCCUCCAUGCCCCGCGUGUCCUACAUCAAGGCCGUGGACAUCUACCUGUGGGUCAGCUUCGUCUUCGUCUUCCUGUCUGUGCUCGAGUACGCCGCCGUCAACUACCUGUCCACCGUCCAGGACCGCCGCGAGCGCAAGAUGAGGGAGAGGGCCCGCUCUCAGUCGCUSCCCUGCACCUGCAGCAUCUCUCAAACCAGGACCAUGACCAUGCUGGACGGGACCUACAGCGAGGCCGACACCAACAGCCUGGCCGGGUACACAGAGGAGCCCAUGGUCCCCGAGGACGAGCUGGAGGAGAAGCACAAGGUCCCCGAGAAGUCCGAGCACAUGGUGGUCCACCUGUCCAUGAGCAGCGAGUCCGCCGCCACCAAGAAGAGGAAGAGCCUGCGAGCCCUCAACAUCAUCCAGAACACUCACGCCAUCGACAAAUACUCCCGGAUGAUCUUCCCUGGCUCCUACAUCUUCUUCAACCUCAUCUACUGGUCCGUUUACUGCUGAGGGACACCAGGUGGGGACAGGAGGACGGGACAGGACCCGAGGACAUUCGAAGGUCUCUGACUCGACGUAUUCUUCCUCACGCAGCAGCUCGAAUGUUCUUCACCCGACAGCAAACCAGAAACUCAGAAUGUUCGGUUUCAGCUUCGACGAGAGGAAAAACUGACAGGAUUCACUUUUAAUCUGUUAAUCUGAGGAACGUUUUACUGAGAGAUUAACUCAGACGGAACCACAACUUGAAACAAAAYCCACUGUGAAAAAAACUAUUGAUAAAAACCCAAAAGAACCAAAGAGAAAAACUCAACUGACGACACAGAAGAGGAGUUAAAACUAAACAUCCUUCAUCUGUUUACAGAUAAACCUGAAAUCAAAUUAUUUAAAAAGUCUAAUCCAGUUAAAUCUAAGAAUAAUCCAACUCACCGCUGUACACUCAGAUUAUUUCUUAAAUGAAACUUGUUGUGAAGAGCCGAACCAGGAAGUGUUCAGGUCAGAUGUGUGCACGUGAGUGUGCACGGAAACCAGCUCCUGAUUUAGGUUCAGUUGAGGUUUAAUUAAUCCUGAMUUGUUUCGCUGUUUUUGACGCAUCUUCAAACACAUUCCUAUAAAACAACUCAUCAGUUUGAAAACAUUCAAAAUAAUAAAAAUGUUUAUUUCACA
Molecule: messenger RNA, 2166 nt
Organism: Austrofundulus limnaeus
Lineage: Eukaryota; Metazoa; Chordata; Actinopteri; Cyprinodontiformes; Rivulidae
Gene: gabrr2a
Product: gamma-aminobutyric acid type A receptor subunit rho2a
Biological process (GO): monoatomic ion transmembrane transport
Cellular component (GO): membrane
Molecular function (GO): extracellular ligand-gated monoatomic ion channel activity; GABA-A receptor activity
Source: RefSeq, a predicted model, not a curated record